Messenger RNA from Calypte anna (Anna's hummingbird), 1362 nucleotides. It is a transcript of the gene ZMAT4, whose product is annotated as zinc finger matrin-type 4. Gene Ontology annotation, molecular function: nucleic acid binding; zinc ion binding. NCBI's taxonomy places the organism in Eukaryota, Metazoa, Chordata, Aves, Apodiformes, Trochilidae. The record is from RefSeq and is a predicted model, not a curated record. Bases 246 to 935 code for a protein of 229 amino acids. The transcript has 7 exons. Gene Ontology annotation, cellular component: nucleus.
CCAGACCUGGGCCCCUUGAUUCCUGGUGUUAAAUGUUCUCUGGGCAUCCACAUGCUCUGUUUGCCCUCCUAUGAUGUGGGACUCACCUUAGCGUGCAGCACUGGGUGAGGAACAAGCUUUGAAAAGCCCUGAGAAGACAGUUUAAAAUCAGCAGUUUGGAUUUUCAGCAUGAGGUUGUGCUGCUGGCUCUCAGGAGCACAUCCAAUCCAUCUGCAGAACACAGCCACCCGUCUCUGGAAUGAGAGAUGAAAUCAUCCGACAUCGACCAGGAAUUAUUCACAGAAAGUUACUGCAAAGUCUGCAGUGCUCAGCUGAUCUCGGAGUCCCAGCGCGUGGCCCAUUACGAGAGUCGGAAGCACGCCAGCAAAGUUCGUCUCUAUUACAUGCUUCACCCCCUCGAUGGAGGCUGCCCAGCUAAAAAGCUCCGGUCAGAAAACGGCAGUGAUGGUGACUCCGUGGAUAAGAACAAAUGCUGCACAUUGUGUAACAUGUCCUUCACCUCUGCAGUGGUGGCCGAAUCACAUUACCAGGGGAAAAUCCAUGCCAAAAGGUUAAAACUGUUGCUAGGUGAACAACCAGCAUUAAAAGCCACAGAAAGCACCCUGAGCUCUCUCAAGCAGCCACAUACGGGCAGUGCCCCCGUUGUGCCCUCCCCACACCCACGGCGAGACUCGGACCGGUUCUGCCAGCUCUGUGCUGCCUGGUUCAACAACCCCCUGAUGGCCCAGCAGCACUACGAUGGCAAGAAGCACAAGAAGAACGCGGCCAGGGCUGACCUCCUGGAGCAGCUGGGCAAGACUCUGGACCUGGGUGAGCUGAGAGGCCUGAAACGCAGCUACACCUGCAACAUCUGCAAGGUCACCCUGAACUCCAUAGAGCAGUACCAUGCACACCUGAAGGGCUCCAAACACCAGACCAACCUGAAGAACCAGUAGUAGCUGGGCAGGGGAGGCACAGGAAAGCACCGAGGCUGCUUCUGCAGAGAGGAGCAAGUCCCCAAGGAGAGGAUGCUUUCUGGGACUCUGAUCCUGUGUGGAUUCAAUAAUUAAUCUGUAACUAACCUUCGCUUUGGACAGAUACAUGGAAUUUUUUUUUUUUUUAAUUUUGUGGUGAGUUAAAAUAUUUCAAUGGAUUUUUUUACCCUUUCAAGAUAAUAUUUAUUCAGCACAGAGUCUAGAGUAUGAUUACUAUCCUGUAAAUACAGCACUUAACCAUCACUCAUCUUCAGAGACAGUGGAAACAAGAUAUUUUACUUUUUCGUAUUUAUUCUUAGAUUCCUCCUGAGGGUAUAAAAUUAUUCUAUUACAUUAUCCAUGACAGUGAUGUAACCAGUCUUCAACCAGAAAUAAACAUACUUCCUUC